Messenger RNA from Amaranthus tricolor (Joseph's coat), 2350 nucleotides. RefSeq lists its product as uncharacterized. The record is from RefSeq and is a predicted model, not a curated record. The transcript is spliced from 14 exons. Lineage: Eukaryota; Viridiplantae; Streptophyta; Magnoliopsida; Caryophyllales; Amaranthaceae. Bases 204 to 2024 code for a protein of 606 amino acids. Gene Ontology annotation, cellular component: nucleus; mitochondrial matrix. Gene Ontology annotation, biological process: mitochondrial DNA replication; response to UV; error-prone translesion synthesis. Gene Ontology annotation, molecular function: DNA-directed DNA polymerase activity; chromatin binding.
UAAAAACAAUAUUUGCUGAAAAACAAUACAGCAAGUCAGCAACGGCAACAAAAUUUUUGAAAACCACAUAGUUCCCGCUGAAAGGAGAAAAACCACUACAUACUCCAAUUUUAUUCAGAUUCCCAUCAAAUAUCCAUCGGAAUCGGAAAAAUAUACCUAAAUGUGUUUCGGAAAAUCUACUACAACAAUUGUCCAAAGUCGCCAUGGAUGAUGUCGAUCGUUUGUUUGAAUGCUUCAAAUGUGGCGUCUCUCCUCCUCAAUCUGCAUUUAGAGAGAAGAAAACAAGUGUGAACAGAACAAAGGAAAUAAAGUCAAACCUUAAGGAUACAAACUCUCCAACUUGUGCAGGACAAAGCAAGAAUUUAACCCCAAAUGAAUGUCGAAAAUCAGAAAAGCUUGGGUCAGUGCCAAAUAAGGACAAUAAGGUUGUUGCUGGUUGGCAUAUUUCUCCUGGUGUGUUCUAUGGCUCACCACAUGGAGUCCCACCAAAAAAGCCAUCUAGUUUACUACGUGUGUUACGUGAAAUACACCUUGAUCUUUCUACAAAGCGUAGAUCCAACUUAAGGACUCAAAUAUGGGCUACGUUUCCGAAACAGGAUGAAGCUAUAAAAUUUGCAAAAGAACAUGCCAAUGUUCGCAUCUUCAGUUACCAAGAUCAUGUUAGUGGUCAAAGAAGAUUCCUUGCUUCAACCUAUCAAGAGUUCUGGAGAAGGUACAAGAACAUGGACUCAAAGUACCGUCAUCAUUAUGAGGUGAUUCAAGAGGGUUUUCCUUGCCAUCUAUACUUUGAUCUGGAGUUUAAUAGGUUAGAGAACCCAGAUAAAGACGGAAAUCAAAUGGUUGAUCUUCUGCUGCUGGUAAUCUUUGAGGCAUUGAAAGAGAAAUAUCAAAUACUAGGGGAAGAAGAUUGGAUUGUUGAACUUGAUUCCUCCACUGAAGCAAAAUUUUCCCGUCAUUUGGUGCUGCGAAUUCCAAAUGUCGCUUUUAAGGAUAAUUCUCAUGCUGGUGCUUUUGUUGCCGAGAUAUGUUCGCGUAUUCAUAAAGCAAGGGAGACGGAGGCAAGAUUCCAGCAGCUCUUUAUUUCCAAAAAUUCAAGCUCUGCAGAAUCUUCGCCACUUUUUGUGGACAAUGCUGUCUAUUCCAGAAAUCGUUGCUUUCGCCUUGCUUUAUCAUCAAAAGCCGGAAAGUCUUCUGUGCUCCUGCCUACAAGGCGUUUCAAGUGUAGUGACAUGCAUGAAGAAGAUGUUUUCAUGGCAUCAUUGAUUUGCAAUAUAGACGAUGAAUGUGAAAAGCUUUUAGUAUGCAAAAUGGAGUUGGACUGUAUUAAAACGCUGCAGUUUGAUACCGAGGUUAAUUUUAGUUGUAGAAGAUCUACAAAUGUUCUUCAUGAAGCAUUGAAUACUUGUCGAGACGAUGUUUCAAGAACAUAUCUGAUGGGUGCAUCCCCAUUUCCUGCAUUGGAUGCAUUUAUAGAGUCUGUUGCUUCUUUUGGAACUGUAACUGGAAAGAUUCGAAGUUGGUAUUGGUUCUCUGAAUAUGCAUUACUGGUGUACAGUAUGUCAAAGAGUAGAUAUUGUGGAAGAAUUGGUCGAGAACACAAAAGCAAUCAUGUUAUGUAUGUGGUAGACCUACAGUGGGCUCUCUACUAUCAGAAAUGUUAUGAUCCCGACUGUCGAGGUUAUCGAUCUCCCUCUUGUCCCAUUCCAAAUGAUUUGAUCCCUGAAAUACCAAAUCAAAGACCCUUAAAAAUCAUGAAUUGCCCACCUCAAAAUAAGCUUGAACUAGUUGAUAAUGAUCAAGAAAAUAUGGUGUUUAAUGAUGAUGAAAGCAUGAUCAAUGGAGACGGUGAUGAUGGUUGGUGGCUAGAAGCAAUGAAAGCUGCUGAUAAUGCCGAACAAAUGAAGAAUUCAUUUACGAGUUCAAUGGAAAAUUAUGCUAUUGAAGACGACAAUGACAUCGAUAACGAAUGGUGGAUGGCAGUCGAGAGGACUGCAACCGAGGCUGAAUUAAAUUAUCUUCGUUGAUGAGUGUUACUCCUGGUCCUGGACUGUUAAACAUCAUCAAGAUUCAAGCCUGUAUGCUGGCAGAGAUUUCUAUAAUUCAAAGGGAAUGAGCUAGUUUCUCCGUAUUCUCUCUGUUUGAGUGAGUUUGUCGAAUCUUUAUAGGUCCGAAAAUAUAGAUGUACGCGGCCUACGCUUGUAAGUGUAUAUUGUCGUAAAUCUUGUUAACUUAGUUUCUAGUGUCUACGAUUUAAGAUUUUGAUCCUAAUGUUAUAUAUAUACACUCAAAUGCAAGGAUGCAAUUCCUUGAUGUACAAACAAAUUUGAAACAUCAGUAAUGCCAUUUUGUA